This is a messenger RNA of Podarcis raffonei (Aeolian wall lizard), 3222 nucleotides long. It is a transcript of the gene PDE5A, whose product is annotated as phosphodiesterase 5A. Gene Ontology annotation, biological process: signal transduction. Gene Ontology annotation, molecular function: protein binding; 3',5'-cyclic-GMP phosphodiesterase activity. The coding region runs from base 356 to 2836 and encodes 826 amino acids. The record is from RefSeq and is a predicted model, not a curated record. The transcript is spliced from 21 exons. Lineage: Eukaryota; Metazoa; Chordata; Lepidosauria; Squamata; Lacertidae.
ACCCGCUGCUCGGCCCGCGGGAUCGCGGCUAUUUUUAGCAGCGGAGUCAGGUUUCCAUUUUGAAGGGUUAUAAACAAAAGAGCGGACGGGACGAUGCGCAGAGAGAGAGAGGUUUCCAGAGCUCCCCGGUGGAGAGGCAGGCAGGCAAGGAAAAAGUCUCCCGGCCUCCCUGCGCUGUCCUUUGGGGCGCCUCCGGGAUCGCCUCUUGCAUCGAGCUCGCCCUGCGCGCCGCUCUCUCCAGGGCUUCUCUCCAGGGCUUCGCCAUCUGCUGCUGCUCCGCCGGCUUCCCGGAUCCCUUAAGCGGCGAGGGAUGGGCUUUGCCUGACUUGGCCGCGGCGGUGCCUCUCCGCCUGGGAUGGUGCGAGAGAUGGUCAAUGCAUGGUUUUCUGAGAGAGUUCAUCCCAUACCAGUGUGCAAAGAGGGGGCCAAGCAGCACGGUGAAGCCUGUUCUUGUCCCAGCCACCAGGCCGCACGGGCAGAGAGCACUAAUCCCACACCCCCAACCAGGAAGAUCUCUGCUUCUGAGUUUGACAGGCCCCUUAGGCCUAUUGUUGUCAAGGAUUGUGUUGGAACCGUGAGUUUCUUGUCGGACUCCGAAAAGAAGGAGCAGAUGCCUCUCCAACCUCGGACGCUUGGGAGCGAUGCAGGGGAUCAGUGCUCAAGGCUCUUAGAAUUGGUGAAGGACAUUUCCAGUCACUUGGAUGUCACAGCCCUUUGCCACAAAAUUUUCUUGCACAUCCACGAACUCAUUGCCGCCGACCGCUACUCCCUCUUUCUGGUGUGUGAAGACAGUUCCAAUGAGAAGUUUCUCAUCAGCAGGCUCUUUGACGUUGCUGAAGGUUCCACCUUGGAAGAAGCUUCAAACAAUGGCAUCCGUCUGGAGUGGAACAAAGGCAUAGUGGGACACGUGGCAGCUUUGGGGCAGCCUUUGAACAUCAAAGAUGCCUAUGAGGAUCCCCGAUUUAAUGCAGAAGUGGACCAACUCACAGGCUACAGGACGCAGAGCAUCCUCUGUAUGCCAAUAAAGAACCAUAGAGAAGAGGUGGUUGGUGUGGCACAAGCAAUCAACAAGAAGUCUGGUGGUGGAGGAAUAUUCACUGAGCAAGAUGAGAAGGAUUUUGCUGCAUACCUGGCUUUUUGUGGAAUUGUUCUUCACAAUGCUCAGCUGUAUGAGACAUCCCUGCUGGAAAACAGACGCAACCAGGUUCUCCUCGAUCUUGCCAGCUUAAUAUUUGAAGAGCAGCAAUCUUUAGAAGUGAUUUUGAAGAAGAUAGCUGCCACCAUAAUCACCUUUAUGCAGGUGCAGAAGUGCACCAUUUUCAUAGUGGACGAAGACAGCUCGGAUCCAUUUUCCAGCGUCUUUCACAUGGAAUCAGAGGAAUUAGAAAAUUCAAGUGAGACCCACAAAAGAAACUAUGAUACAAACCAGAUUAAUUAUAUGUAUGCUCAAUACGUGAAGAAUACCAUGGAGCCUCUUAACAUUUCAGAUAUUCGCCAAGACAAAAGAUUUCCUUGGACAAAUGAAAAUGCAGAUAGUAAAAACCAGAAUAUAGAAAGUUUGCUAUGCACGCCAAUUAAAAACGGAAAGAAGAAUAAAGUAAUAGGAGUCUGUCAACUUGCAAAUAAGAUGGAAGAAAAUUCAGGCAAAAUAAAGGCUUUCAACAGAAAUGACGAGCAGUUUCUGGAAGCUUUUGUCAUCUUCUGUGGCUUGGGUAUCCAGAACACACAGAUGUAUGAAACUGUGGAAAGAGCUAUGGCAAAGCAGAUGGUGACAUUAGAGGUCCUUUCUUAUCAUGCUUCAGCUGCUGAAGAAGAAACAAGGGAACUUCAGGUAACAGCGGCUGCUGUUGUACCAUCUGCGCAAUCUCUCAAGCUCACCGACUUCUACUUCAGUGACUUUGAGCUGUCAGAUAUGGAAACCUCCCUGUGUACAAUUCGGAUGUUCACUGAUCUUAACCUUGUUCAGAAUUUCCAAAUGAAACACGAGGUCCUGUGCAGAUGGAUUUUGAGCGUGAGGAAAAAUUACCGGAAAAACGUUGCGUAUCAUAAUUGGAGGCAUGCUUUCAACACUGCCCAGUGCAUGUUUGCUGCUUUGAAGUCGGGGAAAAUCCAGAGCAAGCUUACGGACGUUGAGGUGCUUUCUUUGCUGAUCGCGGCACUGAGCCAUGACCUGGACCACAGAGGUGUGAACAACUCUUACAUACAGAGAAGUGAACAUCCCCUUGCCCAGCUGUAUUGCCACUCAAUCAUGGAGCAUCACCAUUUUGAUCAGUGCCUGAUGAUCCUGAAUACCCCGGGCAACCAGAUUCUCAGCGGCCUUUCUGUUGAGGAAUACAAGGCUACCGUGAAAAUGAUCAAACAAGCUAUUCUGGCCACAGAUCUUGCCCUGUACAUUAAGAGAAGAGGAGAGUUUUUUGACCUUCUGAGAAAGAAACAGUUUAACCUGGAAGACCCUUAUCAAAAGGAGCUAUUUUUGGCAAUGCUGAUGACUGCAUGUGAUUUGUCAGCAAUAACAAAGCCGUGGCCUGUUCAGCAACGGAUAGCUGAACUUGUAGCUACAGAAUUCUUUGACCAAGGUGAUAAGGAGAGAAAAGAACUCAAUAUAGAACCAACAGAUUUAAUGAACCGUGAAAAGAAAAACAAAAUCCCCAGCAUGCAAGUUGGAUUCAUUGAUGCCAUCUGCUUGCAGCUCUAUGAGGCGAUGACACACGUCUCAGAAGCCUGCUAUCCUUUGCUGGAGGGCUGCAGAAAGAACAGGCAGAAAUGGCAGGCAUUAGCCGAACAGCAAGAAAUGAACCUGAUCAAUGGAGAAAGCAAUCAGCCCAAACGGAACUGAGAUAGCACUUCGUUAGGAAUGCUGGUUUUCAAGGAAGCUAUUUAUAUAUAGUGAUUUGGAGAUACUUAAAUGUUUUGCUAGACACUGUACGAAAUAGGUGUAUAAUUUGCCACUGCUGUAUUUUAAAAGAACAAGGAGACAUAUAUUUUUGCACAGCAUUCGGAAGCGUAACAUAAACGUUUUUGUGUAUGAUGUAUCAUAGUUGUAUAUUUCCAAUAUUCCGUUUAUUUGAGGGAGAACGAGGUCUGCACUUAGCAGGUCCAGUUUGCUCUGCUCAGCUUUAUAAGACGGUACAGAAGAGGAGAGUUUCUAGGACUGCUGUUCUCAGUUGUACAUAGUUAGUGUUAGUUUCAGUCAAUGGCCAGUACUUUAAAACGAUUACCAUA